Messenger RNA from Closterium sp. NIES-65, 1581 nucleotides. NCBI's taxonomy places the organism in Eukaryota, Viridiplantae, Streptophyta, Zygnematophyceae, Desmidiales, Closteriaceae. The record is from the annotation of a GenBank genome assembly.
AUGCCCCGCUUUAAUCGACGGGAGCAGCUCCCGCUCCAUAUCAAGCGCGCUAUUUGCGCGCACCACGUCGACAACCCCCGCCUGCGUCAUGUUGACCUGGCGAGGUGGUGCUCCACUGUCGGCCGCAUAUUGAAGCUCGCCGAGCGAUGGGCUGUCACGGCAACCGGCAACAACCAAGUGCGCCGUCGAGGUGGCGCAUGGCCUGAGCUGGAGCAGGCCAUGGCGCGGUGGAUCGCAAACGCAGGGCCCGCUGGCGUGCCUCUGACGCUGCAGACCAUCCACGACCAUGUCGCGACGAUGUCCCGGAACAUGGGCAUUCCGCCCUCAUUCCGCUGCUCCAUCGGCUGGGUGCGCCGUGCUUUGAGGCGCCAGGGAGUGAGGUGCCGUGCAGCACAAGGCAAGGCGGCUAGCGCGGACAUGGCCGCCGUGCGCCACGCACGUGAGAAGCUGCCGCAACUCCUCACGCAUCUCGGUGUCACCCCGCGGGACACUUUCAACCUCGAUGAGACGGCGCUCUGGCUGUCAGUCCUCCCUCGGCGCACUUACAGCAACGGCCACAUUCCCGGCCGCAAAGUAUCGAAGGAGCGGCUCACCGUGGCAUUCCUCGUGAAUGCUGACGGGAGCCACGUAUUCCGACCGCUCAUGAUCAGUAAGGCGAAGCGGCCGCAUGACUUUCGUCCGGAUUAUGACCCUGAAUCCCUUUGCUACUGGCGGCACAAGGCGAAAGGCUGGAUGACCUCGCCGUUAUUCACACAUUUCAUAUCGCAGCUCAAUGCAGCGAUGUACGCCGAAGGUCGCAAGAUCGUGUUGCUGCUCGACAACGCGAGCAGCCACAUGCUCCGCUCUGAGCUCGCAUGGAGCGAGAUCGUCUGCGGCAUGCGGACGACCUGCAUGAGCAACGUGCGGCUCGUCUUCCUGCCGCCGAAUACCACCGCAUUCACACAGCCGCUCAAUCAAGGCAUCAUAGCCACCGUACACGACGAUGAGCCCUCCCCCGCCGUCUACCCCGACAUCGAGCUCGACGACGACAUCGACGAUGGCGGGACGCUUAUUAGCGGGCUCGCCCUCGGGAAUACGGCGAUGACGGCCGCAGAGUACGUCGCCAUCGACGACGGCGAGCCAACGUGCGCCGAGGGCGCUGUGGGACAGCCCACGACUGAGCCGGAGGCGGGCCUAGAGGUGGAGCUCUGGCACGCGCCGACGACCAUGCAAGCCGUCUACGACGACGCCGACCCAGUGUGCCGCGAAGCGCGGCGCACUGCACGGGCGGCAUGCGAGAUGCUCAUCGGAUAUGCAUGGGCCACCCGCAUCACGCCGCGCGAUCUGUGCCAUCUGUUCGAUAUCCGCAACCCCAUCGUAAUCGCGCGGAUGGAGCGGGCGAGCCCGCCAUUCAACCUCAACGUGGCGCCUCAGCCCGUACCCUCCCCGGGCGCAAUUCCCACGCCCGAGACCCCUCGUCCGCACGGCCGUGUGCUGCCCGGCUGGAUGACUCGUCCGUCUCGCCGUCAGGAGUUGUUUGACGCCGGUGUGGGCGCCGUGAUGGACGGGUAUGUGGACGCGGCUGAGUGGAUGCGUCUGUGA